Molecule: messenger RNA, 465 nt
Organism: Staurois parvus
Lineage: Eukaryota; Metazoa; Chordata; Amphibia; Anura; Ranidae
Source: the annotation of a GenBank genome assembly
AGUGGAUGUGGUAAAAGCACCAUAGUACAGCUGUUGCAGAGACUGUAUGAUCCACAAGAAGGAGAGAUUUUAGUUGACGGCCAUAAUAUACGGUCGCUGAAUGUCAGGCACUACAGAGAGUUAAUUGGCGUCGUCAGCCAAGAGCCAGUACUGUUUGGAACAAGCAUUAAAAACAACAUAAGAUUUGGACGAGAAAAUGUGACUGAUGAAGAAAUUGAGAAGGCAGCUAAAGAAGCCAAUGCAUAUGACUUCAUCAUGGGCCUUCCUGAUAAAUUUGAAACGCUAGUUGGAGAAAGAGGAGCUCAGCUAAGUGGUGGCCAGAAGCAAAGAGUAGCCAUAGCUAGAGCCUUGGUCCGCAAUCCUAGGAUACUCUUACUGGAUGAGGCCACCUCCGCCCUUGAUACAGAGAGUGAAUCCAUCGUACAGUCUGCUCUAGAUAAGGUAAUGCAGCUUUGUGGGUCAUGA